AUGAAGUCCUUCCCGACUGCGUCUUUGUUGCCCAAGGAGGAAACCCUCGCCGACCGGUUCCUACAGCAGUAUCCGGACUAUGAUGGGCGUAACGCUGUUGUCGCUAUCUUCGACACGGGCGUGGAUCCGGGGGCCAUCGGUCUACAGACGACGCCCGAUGGCCGCCCCAAGAUCAUCGACGUUGUGGACGCCACAGGCGCCGGAGACGUGGAUACGUCCACAGUAAUUGAGGCCAAGGACGGACAAUUAACACUCGCUAAUGACCGCGUUCUCACGCUCAAUCCCGACUGGAAACCGAGCCAGGACGGUAAAUACCACGUCGGUACUGUAGCCGGCUACCAUUUAUUCCCCGGCCCAUUAGUGACCAGACUCAAGACGGAACGCAAAGAGAAGUUCGACAUUGAGCAACGCGCUGCCGUCAAUGCAGUACAGGAGCAACUGGCCAAGUGGAGCAAGGAAAACAGUGCAACCACGAAUGAUACAGCCAAGCUGAGAGAGAAGAAGGACCUUCAGACGCGACUCAAGCAGCUCGAAGAGCUGGCCAAGAGCUACGAAGACCCUGGACCGAUCUACGACGCUGUUGUCUUUUACGACGGCACGUGCUGGCGCGCAGCGCUGGAUACGAAGGAAACCGGUGAUUUUACCGGUAUACCGGUACUGACCAACUUUAAGGACGAGCGGCAGUACGCGACCUUCUCGGGUGAAUCUCAGCUCAACUACGUGCUGAAUAUCUAUGACGAAGGCAACACUUUAAGUGUCGUGAACGACGUGGGAGCUCAUGGAACGCACGUGGCUGGAAUCGUGGCAGCGUAUCACCCAGACCAGUCGGAAUGCAACGGUGUGGCCCCUGGAGCUCAGAUUGUAGCUGUGAAGAUCGGAGAUGGCAGACUGGGGAGUAUGGAGACGUCAUCAGCUCUGAGUCGCGCGAUCUUGGCCGUCAUGGACGCCAACGUGGACGUGGUUAACAUGAGUUACGGUGAGUAUGCGUCGCAGCACAAUUACGGUCGAAUUGUGGAGCUCAGCAAUGAAUUGGUGGACGAACACAACGUUACUUUCGUCGUGAGUGCCGGUAAUAAUGGACCUGCAUUGGGCACAGUGGGCGCUCCAGGCGGUACGACGUCCAGUAUGCUGGCUGUGGGUGCCUACGUGUCGCCCAAGAUGAUGGAAGGUGAGUAUAUUAUGCGAGACAGUGCUCUAUCUGGCAUUGCCUACACGUGGUCGUCUCGUGGUCCGACGUUUGAUGGAGACUUGGGAGUGAACAUCUGCGCUCCUGGAGCUGCCAUUGCGCCUGUACCGAACUGGACGUUGAACAAGAAGCAGCUUAUGAAUGGCACAUCUAUGAGUUCGCCGAAUUGCGCUGGAAACAUCGCACUGCUGAUCAGUGCAAUGAAAGCUCAGGGCGUUGAGUACACGCCGUAUUCUAUCCGUCGCGCGUUGGAGAAUACUGCAGUUAAAGUGCCGAAUGUGGAGGUGUACGCACAGGGCAAAGGGUUGAUCCAAGUGCUACCAGCGUUCAAGUAUCUAGCUGGCAGUAACUCGUUCGAUGGUGGACGGAAGUUCCCUCUGCAUUACGAGAUCAAGACGUCGUCAGGUGAUGGCAAAGCGCGUGGUAUUUUUCUUCGAGACAGCGUCGACUUCGCUCAUGAUAGCACGGAAGUUAACGUCACAGUGACGCCCAAGUUCCACAAGAAGGCGGUGCAAGACGACAAGGUUCACUUCGAGCAACACGUGCGUCUGGUUCCUUCUGCUCGGUGGAUCGAUGUGGGACGAAACCUGGCGUUGAUGCAUGGCGGACGUGCGUUCAAAGUGCUCGUGAAGACCAAGCACCUGACUGCUGGUGAACACUAUGGCGAAAUUGUGGCUUACGACACAAAGAACGAGGCUCGUGGCGCUCUGUUUACCAUUCCAGUUACUGUGAUCAAGCCUGAAGACGCCAAGUCGGUGGUAACCUACCAGACCAAGUUCCAGCCUGGUGAUAUCUCUCGUCGGUUCUUUACACCAGCUCAAGAUUCUACCUGGGCUGAUAUUAUCUUCUCACGUGCUAACGAGAACGACCGUGAGGUGGAAUCCAACGCUUCCGGUAAGCUCUACAUGUUCGACGCUCUGCAGUUCCAGCCGUUUGUGCGUCAGAGCUCGUCAUCGUUCCAUAAGGCCUUCUUCCUCAAACCAGGAGAGGAAGUUGCGUUCAGUAUGGAUCUACUGGGAGGUUUAACCACCGAGUUCUGCUUGGGUCAGUUCUGGAGUGCAUUGGGAGACUCGAUUGUGCAGAUCGAGAUUCGAUUUCACGGUGUUAAACCUGAUCAAGAGAAGAUCGUGCCCAAGGAUGAACGCGACGAAGAGGAGAUCGCAAACGAAGCUGUGCGUGACCUCUUACUCGAGCGAGUGACGAAACUAGUAGGCAAAUCCACUUUUUUGCCGGCGUGGCAGCGUCUUGUGGACCAGUUCCCGAACUACCUGCCGGCAAUGCAGGCCAAGCUCCACCACUUCGACUUCGAGGCUAACAGAUCUACUCAGUUAGCUGCGGUUAUCGAGGCAGCGGAUGCUGUGCUCGCCCUCAUUAAGCAGGACGAGUUGGCAUUGUUCUUCGGUACUCGCAGUGUCCCUGGCGACCAGCCUGCAACGGAGAAGAAGCUUCGUAAGGAGAAGGAGAAGGCCAUUCUCGUUGACGCUCUUGCUCGUAAGGCUCGCGCUUUGGGCGACUCAAGCCAAUGGGACGACUUUCUAUUGGCCUACGCUGACCUCCAGAAGUGGGAAGACGUCGAAGCGGCCACGUACCUGCACGUCUCGCUGCUGCAUGACCGACACUUCGACGCGUUUGGUCUUGCGUUGCAGCGGCUUCGCAAGGUGCAGGACAUGGAACAAGCAGACAAAACCAAGAUCAUCUCAGACGAGAAGCUUGCAGCCGAGAUCAACAGCACUCUUGACGCACUGCAGUGGCAGCACUGGACUAAGUACGAGACUCAAUGGGAGCGUCGUCGUGCUCCGACAUCGUACCGCAUCUUCUAG
Molecule: messenger RNA, 3006 nt
Organism: Phytophthora nicotianae INRA-310
Lineage: Eukaryota; Oomycota; Peronosporomycetes; Peronosporales; Peronosporaceae
Exons: 2
Coding region: 1-3006 (1001 amino acids)
Biological process (GO): proteolysis
Cellular component (GO): cytosol
Molecular function (GO): tripeptidyl-peptidase activity; serine-type endopeptidase activity
Source: RefSeq, a predicted model, not a curated record